Molecule: messenger RNA, 5408 nt
Organism: Geodia barretti
Lineage: Eukaryota; Metazoa; Porifera; Demospongiae; Tetractinellida; Geodiidae
Source: the annotation of a GenBank genome assembly
UUAUGAAUUUACGGAGGUUUACAGAAGCUGCCAGCGUGGCCGUGUGCGAGAGUCUUUAGUGUGACCCUUCUCUCCGUUUUCGUUUCUUCUCCACUCCUAUCGACCAGCUGGAGCCAUGAACAUCCUCAAGGGAUACAAGAAAGACGACGAAGAGUCGGGCGGGAACCCGUUCCUGCGGCUGGAGAAGAGCGCCGUCCUCCAGGAGACCCGCACCUUCAACGACAACGUCAUAAACUCCCGCAAGUGCGCCACAGUUCUCACCAAAGUCCUCUGCAUUUUGAACCAGGGUGUGACUAUGAAUUCUACAGAGGCAACUGAAGUGUUUUUUGCAACGACGAAGCUGUUUCAGUCGAAGGACAUUUCCCUGAGAAGACUUGUCUAUCUCGCCAUCAAAGAAAUGUCGACAAUUGCCGAUGAUGUCAUCAUUGUAACGAGCAGUCUGACCAAAGAUAUGACAGGAAAGGAGGAGGAGUACAGAGCUAGUGCCAUACGUGCCCUCUGCACAAUUCUCGACGCGUCAAUGAUGCAGUCCAUUGAGAGGUACAUGAAGCAGGCUAUUGUUGAUAGGAACCCAGCCGUCUCGAGUGCAGCCCUCGUCUCCUCACUGCAUCUCUGCAGGAAGGGGAGUGGGGACAUAGUGAAGCGGUGGGUCAACGAGGUGCAAGAGGCUCUGUCGUCCGACAACGUCAUGGUCCAGUACCACGCCAUGGGGCUCCUCUACCACAUCCGCAAACACGACCGUCUAGCCGUCUCAAAGAUGGUGACCAAACUCACUCGCUCCUCAAUGAGAUCAGCUCACGGCUACUGUCUCUUGAUACGGAUUGCGUGUCAAGUCAUGGAAGAGGAGGAGAGAUCGUCCAACAGCGUGCUCUAUGACUUCCUGGAGACCUGUCUUCGCCACAAGAGUGAAAUGGUGGUCUAUGAAGCCGCCCGAGCAAUGGUCAACUUGAACAACGUUACAGCAAGGGAACUGCAGCCUGCAGUCUCUGUUUUGCAGAUGUUUUUGACGUCGGCCAAGCCGACAGUUCGUUUUGCUGCCGUCAAGACACUCAACCAAAUUUCCAUGAUUCAUCCCGAGGCGGUGACGACGUGUAAUGUCGAUCUCGAGAACCUCAUAUCGGACACCAACCGCAGCAUAGCCACCCUGGCCAUCACUACCCUCUUAAAGACGGGCAGUGAGGCCAGCGUGGAGCGACUCAUGAAACAGAUCAGCAGCUUCAUGUCCGAGAUCUCCGACGAGUUCAAGACAAUCGUGGUGGAGGCCAUCCGCUCUGUCUGCGUCAAGUUCCCUCGCAAGCACCACAUCCUGAUGACCUUCCUCUCCUCCAUGCUGCGAGAGGAGGGAGGGUUCGAAUACAAGAGAGCCAUCGUCUGUACCAUCAUUACCAUCAUCGAGGAGAAUCCUGACGCAAAGGAAUCAGGUCUCUCUCAUCUGUGUGAGUUCAUAGAGGACUGCGAGCAUGUGGAGUUGGCCACGCGGAUCCUCCAUCUCCUCGGGAGGGAGGGACCACGCUCCCCCAAACCUCACCGGUUCAUCCGCUACAUCUACAACAGAGUUCUACUGGAGGCCCCACCUGUCAGGGCCGCUGCAGUGACGUCUCUGGCCAAGUUUGGAGCCUCGUGUGACUCACUCCUCGACAGCGUCCUCGUCCUUCUGGACAGGUGUCUGAUGGAUGGCGACGAUGAAGUGAGGGACCGAGCUCUCCUUUACUUCGAGAUACUGAAACAGAAACAAAAGGCCCUCACCUCUCGCUACAUCCUGUCAGACCUGACGGUGUCUGUUGUUGGUCUGGAGAGAGCACUGAUGCAGUACUGCAGUCAGCCGCAGGAGACUUCGUUCGACUUGAAGACUGUCCCCAUAGAGACCAUCCCAGUCGGACCCGCCAAAUCGAUUGGCGAGAGGACGCCGGGAGCAUCUGUGCAGAAACCGGGAGCUCUAGCCGCCUCCAAACAAGAUGUAUAUGCCAAGCAACUGGCGGCCAUACCGGAGUUUGCUGACCUCGGUCCGCUGUUCAAGUCGAGCGACAGGCCAGUGGAAUUGACUGAGAGCGAGACCGAGUAUGUUGUACGCUGCGUCAAACACACCUUCAACAAACACCUCGUCCUGCAGUUUGACGUGACCAACACUCUGAACGACCAGCUGCUGGAGGAAGUGCGGGUGGAGGUGGAGGAGAGCGAGGGGUGGAGCAUCGUGACCUCUGUACCCAUCCCCUCCCUCCCCUACGGGAAGCCUACCAGCACCUACACUCUCCUCGAGAUGGAAGACGCCACUCAAGUCAGUGGGACGUUUCUGAACACACUCAAGUUCAACGUGAGGGACUGUGACCCCACCACCGGUGAGCCGGAAUCAGUCCAGGGCUUCCCCGACGAAUACGUGCUGGAGAAUCUGGAGGUGGUGGUGGCCGAUCACGUCCAGCGAGUGAUUCGACCGAAUUUCGCUGCCUCGUGGGAUGAGAUUGGUGACGAGAACCAGGUGGAGGAGACGUUUGCUCUCAGCACCAUGAGAGACAUACCAGAUGCGGUGAACCAGAUCAUUACCUUCAUGGGGAUGCAGCCGUGCGAGCGGUCGGACAAGGUGGACCCCGACAAGCCGUCCCACUCCCUACUGCUGGCUGGAGUCUACCGCGGCGGACACGACGUUCUAGUUAAAGCCCGCCUUGCCCGUUCGGCCGCUCAGGGGGUUAACAUGAAGAUAACCGUUCGCAGUCCUGAUAUGAACGCCUGCGAGAUAAUCGCCGGGGCUGUCGGCUGAUUGUUUAUUCCAGAUUUUGAACUGACCUUAAUUUUAGUUAGGAUGAUGUAAUGCUACUGUAAUGGAAAAUAAAUGCAUGCGAUAUUCUUUUUGCGCAUGCGCUAACGAUUCCACGUACGUGACUAUACUACUAGCUGCGGAGACUUCUGGUACGUAAACGCGAGUGCAGGAAGGAUAUCUACAGAGAGAUGGCGACGUACGGGAGGAAGGAAGACCAGCUGGCUUACUCCAUGGAAGCUCUCGACAUCACUAGCAUGAGACCCGACAUAAAGGCGUUGGAGAAUAGCAGAAAUAGCUUUUUAUUUGUUCAUGUACUUCCACUUCGCUCUCACUUAUUCUUGGAUGAAGUGAGAAGCCUGCUGGGUGCAGGCUGGACUAAUGGUGACUGGUACUGGCUCUACCGAGAUACCCUAACAGCUAUAUUAUAUGUAGCUCAAAUUUAUUUUCAGUAUUGUAAGGUCUCGUUUGCUUAGUCACUAUAUACACCCCUAGCCUAGGGUAUACCUAGGUAUGUACAGGUGUGUUUGUCAAAGGGGAGAAGGUUCCUCCCACUUUGACAAACGCCUGUCCCACCCCCUAAUGUUUGCACUCUGACCUCUGUGGGGAUCGUGGUAUUGAAACGUGGGGGUGGGUUUUGGUUUUGCAUGGGAGAAUGGGAAUGACGGGUUGCGUCCUCUGGUUUUUUCCAGGCCAAAGAUGCAAACGCUCUCAUCAAGUCAAAGCUUGGUUACCGAGACGAAGAUGAACUCGACACUGGAGUACAGAAAGUUCAGCCACUCCCCUUUCUAGAUGAAGAGAUAUUGAAGUAUCAUGCUCAGAUUAGAGAGUCAGUAACCCCAGCACAGAGAGUUAACGACAAGGUUCCAAGCCAGGUCCUCCAGAAGGUAGACAGAGCUACAGCCAUGGCCAAAGAAGGCGAGACCAGUCUCUUCAAAGCCAGCCAGCUACUGGAGUUCACAUUCGAGGCCUACCAGUAUGCACGGGGGGCAGCUCAGGACAAGUACGACCUCAAGAGAAACAGCGAACAACACCUCUCAAAAUUUGGAGAAGGCUUCGAAAAUAUGUUAAAGUACAGACUUGAAGCGGACCUAACAAAGGCAGCGGUUGAAUUGGACAACUGCCAACGUUCAUUAGAGAGAGCACUGGAGGGGAGUAAGGGAGAUGUUUGUUCCCAGGAGGCCAGGGCCAGGGACGAGGACGCCGUCAUUGAAGACUCGUCACUAAAGGAGAGCCACGAACAGGUGAAAGAAAUGGUGAGAGUUGAGAAAAGUGAACUCCAUACCAUCGGAGAGCAGUGCCUCAAAGACAUGAGGACCAUUGAUGAAGAGCUUCGGACACUGAAGCAGCGAAAGAACAGAGUCGAAGAGCAGUGCAAAAUCGAAGAUGCUAAACGUGCUAAACAGCUCAAAGAAAACAGAGAGGAGCAGAGGGUGUUGGAGGAGAGACUGAGAAUACUGAGACUGGAGGAGGCUAGGUUGGUGAAGGAGAGAGAGAUGGAGGAACAGCUGCAACAUACUGCAGACGAGACGUAUGCAGCAACAGAGAGGGACAUUCUGGGCUGGAGGGGGAAGAUAGAGCACCUCCGUGCCCGGACGGAAACCUCACUGGGAGUCAUGACAUGCAUGGAAGAGUGUACCGAUGUGAUAAUGGAGGAUGCGAAGCGUAAGAAGAGAAUGUGGAAAGAGAGACUGCGAGAGACGGCAGUAGAGAGCCUGUGGAUUCUGAGGGAGACCCUGUUAAUCAAGGGAGCGGCUUUCAUGAUGGUUCUGGAAGACAACAAGAGCAACGCGGCUGAGAGCACUAAACUGAUUGCUCAUUACGAAGGUGAAAAGAUCUCGGCGGCGCGGAGUGGAUUUGCUCCGCGCGUGGACGACGCCAAGCGAUGCAUUGAGCAGUACAAGGGGGCCAGAGUCGAAUACGAACAGAAGAGCGCUGAGAGCUCAGAUAUCAUUAAGACCAUCAGAGAGGAAAUGGGGACGCUGGACGAGAAACUCCACAGUCUGAGACCAGGCCUGAAACGGGACACACUGGAGAAUAGAUAUGAGGAGCUGAAGCAGAAGAAAGGUCAAGCGUUCAGUGUCAUGAGUAUAGACGGAAUAGUCUUCUCAUUCUACCACAGACUGCCACAAUAGCUGCUAGCAGCUGCCCUCAGCUUUUUGUACUUUUGGGAAAUUAUAGUGCCUCGUUUUUUUGGUACUUUUUGUACUUUUGUACAUACCAAAGAAAGAGUAUGGGAAUGUAUGAUGAAAUCGUGCAUUGAAAAAAGUUUUUGGACUGUCUUAUUAUGUUGAUUCAUCGCUCUCUUCGUCUUCUCUCAGUUUGAGAAAGUCUACCAUCUUGUGAUGUCCUCUCCUCUUGCCAAGUCAAGAGCAUCCUGAGGGUAGCGAUACUCUUGCAAGUCGUGUGGCCGAAUGGCACCGUUGUCCUCGACGACUCUAAUUACUGGAUUUAUUGCAGGGGUUUCCCCUUCACUGGUGCCACUCCCACUGACCAACUCCUCCCAUGAAAACAGCAGGGAGUCUGUUUUGGUGCAGAACGGGUUGAAAUCAACCAACCGGAUGUCUCCCUCACUUGCUCUCCACACAUCAAAGACAUAGCUAGGGUCAGGAAAUUUGUUCCUGAUUUGGUUCUGAAAGAACUGUGCUACAUCUUGUCU